Molecule: messenger RNA, 1274 nt
Organism: Haliotis rubra (blacklip abalone)
Lineage: Eukaryota; Metazoa; Mollusca; Gastropoda; Lepetellida; Haliotidae
Exons: 4
Coding region: 84-1010 (308 amino acids)
Source: RefSeq, a predicted model, not a curated record
UAAUUCAGAGCAGUUUGCAUAAAGCCUAAAUGUUAAAAAGCAUUUUCCUUUGUGAACUGUUCAACCUAAAAUUGUAAGUUCAUAUGUGUAUUAUACUUGGGAAUCUUAAGUCUGAAUGCCUAGCUGUAACAGAAUAUUAUAGAACUAAUUUCGUUACAGAUUCAGUAUUUUCAAUGACCACUCACUCCAGUUGGUCAAGCCAGAGUCAUCAGUCACAAGUGAGAAUAAACUGGACUGAAUGUCAAGUCCGCCUGCUCAUUACUCUGCGGCAGCAGUAUGAGCAUUUGUUUACUAGCAGCAUCGUCACCCAGAAGCAGGCUUGGAAGAAAGUAGCCGACGAAAUGACUGAGAAAGGUUACUGCUACUCUGGGGAUGAAUGCCAGAGGAAAUUCGGUUCCUUGAGGCUAAGAUACAAAACAAUAAAGGACCGUAAUAACAAGACUGGCAGGGGCAGGUCAACAUGGAAAUUCUUCAGUCUCAUGGAUGAGAUGUAUGCUGGGGAUCCAGCAGUUGAACCCCUUGCUGAAGUCAGUAGCCUUCAGAAUCCGAAAAAUCUAACCAGGGCCCCAAAUAGUCCAGAGAGGGAAAGAAGCGACUGUGUAAUGCGUUAUGAUUCUCCUAAUACAUCCAACAGCAAGAAGGCCCCUGCCAAGACAACACCUAAAACUCCUGUAUCUAAGAGAGGCACAGCCUCACUGGCGGAUCUAUCGGAAAUGAGAGAACAACAGAAGAAACAGCAUGAAGAGAGAAUGGAGUUGGAGAAGAAAAGAUUAGCAAUUGAGGAAAAAAGACUGGAAACUCUUCAGAAAUUAGUAGAUGCUAUAGUAAAUUCCAAGAAAGUAAAUUAUAUAUUUAUAUACUUAUCCUAUCUCACGACUUGCACCUCUCUCUCUCUUUGCUCCAGGCCGACCUUGUCCCUGUACCCGUGCUGUGCAUGCCUUCCUGCCUUAGCUGUGCGGUGUCUUUUUGUCAGAGUGAUUUUUGUGGUCGGUCUCCUUCACCUCAGGUGAAUCAGGAUAUCCCGUCUAGUCAGUCUAGAGCUAGUGAGCACAAUAUUGGGACAAUAUUCAACACGACAGGUCAUGAUGUUUGUGCCCCAAGAGAGUUGGGACAAGAUUCAGUGAAGUGCACGACUCUUUUGUCCUUUUAUGGCUCCAAGAUCGAGAAUGAGUAUGUAAGGUGAUCAUGUGGGUGAGGACUGCACAUGCAACGUGCUGCCACGGCCUAGUGAGCAUGGCGAAGGCAGGAAGGCAUGCACAGCACGGGGACAGGGG